GCCCUGCGGGUGCGGCUGGAGGAGACCGGGGAGCUGUUCCGCGUGCCCAACUGCCGCAGCGACAUGACCGUGCGGGAGCUCAAGGAGGAACUGGACCUCCUGGCCGGCCUCCCCUUCAACCUGCAGCGGCUCCGGUACCUGGACCAAGGAGUUUUGAUGGAUGAUGCUACGCUGAAGUUCCAUGACGUUGUUCCUGGUGGAAUUAUUUCAUUAUGUAUCUGGCAUUAUGAUGGAUGGACGGAGCUGGUUUUGGCAUCAGUGGAAGGGGACCCUAGUAAGCUCUCAUGUCUAGGAAUCACUGAAGAUUCUUUCUAUCGAACUGCAAAUUCUGAACAUUUCCAGGGCAAGGCCUGGAAGAACUGGACAGCCCAGAGAGCCUUCGUGGCGUUGUAUGUCACAUCGCACAGAGGUCAUUUCGAUGCUGUACAAUUCCUUCUGGAACAUGGUGCCAACUGUCUGAGCAAGUCACCUGUGGGCAGGACCGCCCUGCAUGUGGCUGCCGCCAUGGGCCGGGUGGACUGCAUCAGCCUCCUGCUAGAGUACGGCGCCUCCAUCAACGACAAAGACGCCAAGGGGGAGACCCCCAUCUCCGUCGCCCGCCGGCUGAACCGCAAACAGAGUGAGCGGCGCAUGUUCCUCAUUCACUGGAUGACCAGGUCCGGAGCCAGGAGCUUGGUGGACAAGGUCAUAAGGAGGAUGUCCCAGCGAGCCAAGGCUGCGUCGGGCUCCAAGAAGUCCCAAAUGUAG
Molecule: messenger RNA, 747 nt
Organism: Orycteropus afer afer
Lineage: Eukaryota; Metazoa; Chordata; Mammalia; Tubulidentata; Orycteropodidae
Gene: ANKRD60
Product: ankyrin repeat domain 60
Exons: 4
Molecular function (GO): protein binding
Source: RefSeq, a predicted model, not a curated record